Molecule: messenger RNA, 195 nt
Organism: Amoebophrya sp. A25
Lineage: Eukaryota; Dinophyceae; Syndiniales; Amoebophryaceae
Source: the annotation of a GenBank genome assembly
AUGAAUAGUGCAGCUGGUGCUUCUACUGCCAAUACAAGAAAAAACGCGGAGAAAAUGGAGGACAGUGCACCCUUCUUUUUCCGGCUGGCGCAGCAUGUAGGAGAUUUGCAAGUUGUGUUGGUGCUGACAUUGAUCCAGGGAAGAGAGCUAGGACAGCAACAUCAACAGGGUUCUUCCUCUACCAACCUAGACCGC